Molecule: messenger RNA, 5123 nt
Organism: Lingula anatina
Lineage: Eukaryota; Metazoa; Brachiopoda; Lingulata; Lingulida; Lingulidae
Product: alpha-catulin
Biological process (GO): Rho protein signal transduction; cell adhesion
Molecular function (GO): actin filament binding; cadherin binding
Source: RefSeq, a predicted model, not a curated record
UUUAUCAGAUAAAAGAUGGCGACUCCUCUGCGGUCAGAUUCGUUGUCGUUAGAAAUUAAGACAAAAUCUGUAGAGCAGACGCUUAUUCCACUUGUAACUCAGAUCACAACAUUGGUAAACCACAAAGAAAAGGCAAGGAAGUCAGAAAAGACAGUACGAGCCUUGGUCCGCGUAGGCCAGGCAGUGAAUCUGGCCGUAGAGCGCUUUGUCACAGUGGGUGAAGCCAUUGCUGCAGAAAACACCGAAAUCAAGAAUGAAAUGUGUGAAGCUUGUAAAGAGGCAUGUCUGGCAGGUGCAGCCAUUCAGCAGCUAACAGACAUAGCUGUGGAUGAGACUGGACAGCCUAGGUCUCUCACAGAGAAGACCUCUAUGGUACGAGCAGCCAGACAACUCCUGUCUGCCAUUACACGAGUCCUGAUCUUGGCUGACAGAGUGGUCAUCAAACAGAUAGUAGACACUAAGGAAAAGGUGACCAGAAGCCUAGACCGACUAGAGUCAGUGACCAGUUUUACAGAGUUUGUCAAGUUGUUCAGCCAGUUUGGUAAUGAAAUGGUGGAACUUGCCCAUGUCACAGGAGACAGACAGAAUGAUCUUAAGAAUGACAAACAGAGAGCUCAGAUGGCUGUAGCCAGAUCCAUUCUUGAAAAAUCCACCAUGAUGCUCCUUACCGCCUCAAAGACCUGUUUAAGGCACCCAGACUGUGAGUCAGCCAGAAAAAACAGGGACUGUGUGUUCCGUCAGAUGUACAAAGCCCUGGACUUUGUCCAGCAAAUAGUAUGUGAUGUCCCACCAUCUAAUGUGCAACUGUCCCAAUCCCAGCUCAAUGGAGACUCAGGAAUAGGACUCUCCCAGCAACAGAUUACAGCUCACAAAGCUUUGAGGGAGUUUGAAGAUCUUCUAGAGAUGAGUCGUGUCACCCUCAUUGAUAGCAGCAUGCAAGAGAAGAUGCCCAGUGCCUUAGAAACAGUGAUCGAGACAGCACAGGAUUUCACAGACUCUGCCUAUACUUCCCAUGAACACAGGGAGAAGAUUGUACAGUUGUGUGAAAAAGCAAGACUAGAGCUAGAUAUAUUAUUGAGGAUUGGAGGGGCACUGAAUGAUCGUGAUAGUUCUCCCAAUCAAGAGCUGGAGACUGCAAUUAUCAGGACAGGGACAGUGGCCAAAUCAUUGAGAAAACAGCUGCAAGAAACAGCUAUGGAUCAAGCUUCGGAGGUUUUCCACAGCAAUGAAGAACAGGAACUGUUCACAGCACUGAGGAAUGCUGGGAGUAAUGGAGAGAAAGGGGCCGUGGAUGAGGUGUCUGUAAAGUUUGAGGAACACUCUGAACAGCUACAAGAGGUUUGCAAGCUGCUGCGUCAUGUGGCUGGAACUGAAGCAUUGAUGACCACUGCAGAAUACAUAGAAAACAAUCUGAAGUAUCUGGGACCUCAGACAAUCCUGUCUGCCCAGACACUGGCUAUGUACCCUGCUAGUAAGAUAGCCAGGGAGAACGUAGACGUCUUCACAGAUGCCUGGGAGGCCCAGAUCAAUGAGCUCUCGGCCCUGGUCAAGGAUAUUAAUGAUGUGUAUCAGGGCAGGGCAGAUAGGCAGGUGUAUAUGUCACUGCCAAGGCCAGGGAUACCUUCCCCAACUAAUGUCAGUAAACAUGGAACCACCUUAAAGAGCCCAAAGCCAGUGAAACUAAAUGCGGAGGAGCAAGCCAAGAUAGCAAAGCUAGGUCUAGAAAUGAAGUUAAUCACAUCGGAAAUGGAUGCUGAGACAGAAAAAUGGGAGGAACCAGACAAUGAUAUCGUGAAACGUGCCAAAAACAUGUCCAGCAUGGCAUUUUCUAUGUACUUGUUCACUCGGGGGGAGGGUCCUCUCAGGACCACGCAAGACCUCUUCACCCAGGCUGAGUAUUUUGCAGAAGAAGGGAAUAAGUUGUAUAAGACUGUGAAGGAGUUUGCACAAAAGAUUCCAGUUGGUGGACAGAGGUCAGAAUUGGUGGCAUAUUUAGACAAAAUCCCAACGUUUUGUCAGCAACUCCAUUUUACCAUCAAGUCUCCCACUGUUGGCAAGACGGCUACAUUUAAUAAGGUGGACAGUGCAAUUCAAGAAACAAAGAACCUCAUGAAUGCUGUGUCCAAAGUUGUCACGACAUGCUUCAUAUGUUCAACAAAGUAUAACAUAGAUUAUCAUGGUUCGCCAUCAGUGACUCAUAAAUGGAGAACACCUCCUCAGCUGGAUAUUCGCAGCAAUGGGAGCGACACAGAGUCUGUGAAGAGUGACGGAGCAGUAAUGAAAAGCACAUCCUUUCAAAAACAUGUUGCAAGCAUGAAUGCUUUUGAGCAACUCUGAAAGCUUCACCCAGGCAAUAUCAUAGGUGGUACUUUAAGCAUGAAUACAUAUUAACUACUGUUGAAAGCUUCAGCCUGAAAAAAGUUUAGGUGGCACUUCCAUAUGAGGGUUAUAUUCACGACACCCUUUGACCCACUUUUCAUACUUUUUUGAAGAAAUAUUAUAUGCUGUACACUGAGUGAUACCAAAAUUUUAAGGUGCGUGUGCUAUAAUAUUUGUAAGAUACAAAUCUCCAGCUAGCAAUGAGUAUAAAUUGCCAAUGAAAUAUUAUUAAGUAGAUGAUCUACAAAUGGUGUCUGAAUGCAAAUAAGAUAAAUGAAGGUCAUGGGGUGCAAUAUUUAUCCCUAUUAAAGUUUCAGUGCAGUGUUGCAUCCAAUAAACUACUCAAUACAUGGGCACUGUUUUCUUGGCUGUCACCAAGAAAAUGGAAAUGAACUCCUCUGCGGUGACUAAACCAUUUAACUUAUGUGGUUGGCAGAUCAAGGAUGCAGUGAACAGUUGCUGUUUGUUGCUCACACCAGUGAACAGAAAGUAAUGCCAGAAAAAAAAAAAAGCUAAAAAGCUGACUGCUUAUUUUGAACACUUAAACAAUUGCAUGGCCAGCACAGUGUCAGCUACAGCUUGGUGUGAAUAUGUGGUACAUGUACAGUCUGCUUUGGGGGGAAAAUGUAUCCAUGAUCCAUCUCAUCUUUAAAGGUGGUGGAUUUCAACAGGGUGCAACCGGAAGCUGUAAUCAAUUUUUAAAGGAAAUGGAUCUUGAUUGUUGCGAAACUGAAUAACAUUUUUUUUAAUACUUGUGUUCUUGAAACAUGAUGCAUGUGCAAAACAGUACAGUGGUUUGCAUUUCACACUUACCUCUUUAUAUAACAAAUGUGACAAGGAUGAAGUUGUUUUUAUAAAUAUACAAAUUUUGAAACAAAAGGCAAAAAGGAAAUAUAGUCAAGUUUACCUCAACACAACAAAGAAUUAAAAUAUUGUGAAUGGUGAUUCCUUAAAGAUGCAUUUGUAUGUGUAUGGAAUAUUAGCUCUCACAUUAAUUUUGUGCUGUUGUAGUAAUCUUUUUACCUGUAGAAAAUUGAUAGGAAGUAUUUUAAAGGGACAGUUUAUUCAAUUUGAGACAGGGAAAUCAAUUGCAAGCAUUCUAAAUCUUUUAAAAGCAUUUUUAAAUAACUUGUUGAUCAUGGCUCUGUUGAUCUGUAGAUGAAGUUACCAAUGCCUUUUUUCUUGAGUUUGCUGCUUAUGUGACAAGCAGACAAGUAAGUAGGUAAAUAAUAUCCCUUUAAGUGCAAGAAUAAUUAUUACACUACUUUGAAACAUAUAACUUGCAUUUGCAACCUUAGCACAAGCAGUUUUGAAAAGAGUUUUUGUUACUUUAAUAUGGCUGUUUUAGAGUUGUGUUGACACCUUUUCUAUCUAGUUCUGUCAUGGUGAAAUAUGAAAGUAUAGGCAGUUCAAGGGUCAGCAAUCCUUACAUUUAAAACUCAGAAGACAGUAUUUCUACUCAAGGAUAUAUAGAUAAUUGUUUUAGUAAUGAUCAUAAUUAGUCAAGUUUUUAAUUUACUAAUUGAAGAAUUCCAUGAUAAUCAUACUCCAGUAAUAUUUUAAUUCAGGCCUCUGUUUUGGUUGUCUUGGUUAGUAAAUUUGAAGAGUUAAAUGUUUAACUUAAAGAUAAUAGCUUGAUGCAAAGUUAAUAUUUAGUUAAUUGCUCUCUGCCUGAGCUUAUGCAUAAUAAUAAAAUGUAGUUAUUCAGUCAAGCAAAGCCCUUUAAUUUUUGACAUGCACCUUGUUACCAAAAUUUUUUAGUUUCCAUAUAUGAACUCCCAGAUUGUUCCCAUUUUUCAUGUUUGACUUGCCAUUGAAAUUCAUACCACAUAAUUCCAACUGGCUAGGUUGAUAUUUUUUGUUAUAGUUUUAAAGUAUGAAGCAUUGUUGAUUGGUUGCUACUUAGGCUUUUUUUAACCACCAGCAAUUCUGAUUAGAUGAAAAAUCAGAUGUGAGGGUUAGAUUGAUUAUCAUUUUCACCCUCAGCAGUGGGUUUUAGUUUAAGCCUAAUCUUCGUUGCCUCAGUUGGCUCAUUUUGUACACAAUGUAAAUAAUUUAGUUAUCCAUGUAAUUAUAAUUUUUCAUCUAAUACAUACCAAGUGUUUCCACAGCAAAGUUUCUAGAGCAGUUCCAAUUUUUGCUCACAUGUUACUUAACAUAUUUAAUUUUACUUGUCAUUAUCAUCAGUUUAGUAAAAUAUCAUGUUUAUUUGUGAUUUUAGUACUUGAAAAGUAGGUUAAAAAAUUAGAUCCGAUUUUUUUGUGCUGUAGAUGUGAGACAAGAAUUAUAUAUUUGAAUUUCAAAUUCUUCAGUCCAAUAUUGUAAUAAGAAAGUAAAAAUGGUUCGGAUUUCAUAUUUUAACAUUAAGCCAUAUUUCUUUUCAUGUAGAUAUCAUUUAAUUGAGUUUAAGUUCAAAUGAAAUUUUAGUAAAUCUAGUCAUUUUAAUUAUUUAUAAAUUUUGUAGGUGCUAUACACUCCAAUACUGGAGCUAUUGAUUUUAAGUAUUACAAUAUAAUAGCAUUUUAAAUAUAAAAUAUUAUGUUAAAUAUGAAUUGCAUAUCAGCAUAUAUUUAUUACUUUUAAGAUGCACUAAAAUAUUACCUGAAUUGAAUUUGAUUUUAUUCCAGCUAUAUUUCAACUAGAUUUUUCAUAUGCAACUUUGCAUUUCAAGUAUUUUAUAAUUAUCAAAGACUGCAUGCCCAGGCCUACCCAACUACCAGAUACAUAAGGAUCCUGAAUUACCC